AUGCCCUCCUCCGCGGCGCUCUACAUCGGGAUGGAGGUGCUGAUCGCCGUGUCGUCGGUCGUCGGUAACGUGAUGGUGGUCUGGGCCGUGCGGAUCAACCGCUCCCUGAGAGACACCACGUUCUGCUUCAUCGUGUCCCUGGCCUUGGCUGACAUUGCGGUCGGGGCUCUGGUCAUCCCCCUCGCCAUCACCAUCAGCAUCGGGCUCAAGACGCACUUCUACAGCUGCCUGCUGGUCGCCUGCACGGUCCUGGUCCUCACGCAGAGCUCCAUCCUGGCGCUGCUGGCCAUCGCCAUCGACCGCUACCUGAGGGUGAAGAUCCCCAUGAGCUACAAGCGGGUGGUGACUCCUCGACGAGCUGGCACGGCCGUGCUGUUGUGCUGGCUGGUUUCCAUCGUAGUUGGUCUCCUGCCCAUGUUGGGUUGGAAUAACCUGCACCUUCUCAGUUACAAUGGCUCCCUAGUCACCGAUGACCUCUUGGUGACCUGUGGGUUUGAGACGGUCAUCAGCAUGUACUACAUGGUCUACUUCAACUUCUUUGGCUGGGUGCUGCCCCCCCUGCUCCUCAUGCUGGCCAUCUAUGUGGAGAUUUUCUACAUGAUCCACAAGCAGCUCAACAAGAAGGUGACGGCGAGCCACACAGACCCCAGGCGUUACUUUGGCAAGGAGCUCAAAUUAGCCAAGUCGCUCGCCCUCGUUCUUUUCCUCUUCGCGGUCAGCUGGCUCCCUCUUCACAUCCUCAACUGCAUCACCCUCUUCUGCCCUGACUUCGACAAGCCGAUGUUCCUCAUUUACAUCGCCAUCAUCCUCACACACGGAAACUCGGCCGUCAACCCGAUCGUGUACGCUUUCCGCAUCAAGAAAUUCCGCACAGCGUUCCGGAAAAUCUGGAAACAGUACGUGCUUUGUCAGGAUCCGGUAGGUCGGCUUCCUCAAAGAGGGAGCCAGAGAGGACAGAGUCACGAGAGAAGGCAGAACGAGGAUGAUGAUGAUGAUGAUGUGUGA
Messenger RNA from Cyclopterus lumpus (lumpfish), 1005 nucleotides. Its product is annotated as adenosine receptor A1-like. Gene Ontology annotation, cellular component: synapse; dendrite; membrane. The transcript is spliced from 3 exons. Gene Ontology annotation, molecular function: G protein-coupled adenosine receptor activity. The coding region runs from base 1 to 1005 and encodes 334 amino acids. Gene Ontology annotation, biological process: G protein-coupled adenosine receptor signaling pathway. Lineage: Eukaryota; Metazoa; Chordata; Actinopteri; Perciformes; Cyclopteridae. The record is from RefSeq and is a predicted model, not a curated record.